This is a messenger RNA of Pteronotus mesoamericanus, 3390 nucleotides long. It is a transcript of the gene ZNF853, whose product is annotated as zinc finger protein 853. NCBI's taxonomy places the organism in Eukaryota, Metazoa, Chordata, Mammalia, Chiroptera, Mormoopidae. The transcript has 3 exons. Gene Ontology annotation, cellular component: nucleus. Gene Ontology annotation, biological process: regulation of transcription by RNA polymerase II. Gene Ontology annotation, molecular function: DNA-binding transcription factor activity, RNA polymerase II-specific. The record is from RefSeq and is a predicted model, not a curated record. The coding region runs from base 389 to 2242 and encodes 617 amino acids.
UGGCCCCUGCCAACCUCAACCGGGGUCGCGCCACCUGGUCCACUCCGGAGCCCGCGGCACGCGCUCUGGUCGCGCCGGGCCAGCUGUGAGCCCAGCGCUGGAUGGGGCUCGCUCUCCUCCCCGCUCCCCUCCCCAAGGAGCUGACACCAACUUCUGUUCUUGAACUCAGUUCUGUCCCCUGUUUUGGCCCACGGCGACCUGGGCAGCCCUGACGGCUGCGGACCCCCCUGAAGUGCCCAGAAAGGUGCCCGGGGGGUGCCCAGCGCCUCCCCAGCUCUUUCUGGAUGGAGAUGCCACAGGGAGGCCCCGGCUGAGGGCUCUGGCCCUCACCUCCCUCUCCUGCUGACUGCACCUCCCCCAGCGCAGAGGCUGCUGCGUGAAGCAGGAAAUGCUGCACCAGUCGGCUCCCUGGAAUCUUGGUUUGAUCUCUGGGAUGGAGCUGGGGCCGGCGACUGGGACCCUCGUGCUGAAGCUUCGCUGUGUUGAAGAUGGGGGCCCGGGGCCUGACACCCUCUCAGGUGGCAGCGGUCGGGGUGAGAGUCGGCAGGAAGGAGAGGCUCAGGAGAGCGGCAGCCGCGCGCCACGGCCCGCAGCCUCAGCCCCAGAGGGGUCCGGUGAGGUUGCUGAGGAAGCCCAGCCAGGAGAGCCAGAGCGGCAACUGCAGCAGCCAGAGCCGCAGCAACAGCCAGAGCAGGAACAGCCGCAACAGCAGCAGCUACGAAACCAGCCAUCAGGACAUCGGCCAGAACCACAGCAGCAGCAAGAGGGACAAGAACAGCUGCCUCAACGACAGCAGAGACCGCAGGAAACACACCAAUCCCGGCCACGUCAGCCACUGGAGCCGCAACUGCCACGGAUGCAACAAGUGCAAGCGCAACAGCUAUUGCAGCAGCAGCAGGAACAGCCACCACAGCCGCAGGACAGGCAACAGCAGGAACUACAGGAAGAACCCCGAUCUGGGCAACGUGAGCGACUGAAGCCGAUGCAACAGCAGGGAGCGUUACAAGCGCAGCAAGUGCAAGAGCAACAGCAGAUGGAGCAACAGCAGGAGCUGUUAGAACAGCAGGUGCAGCAGCAGCAGCAGGAGCAACAGGAGCAGCAGCAGCAAGAAAGGUUACAGCAGCAGCUGUUGCAGCAGCAACAGUUGCAGCAGCAGCAGCAGCAGCAAGAACAGUUGCACCAGCAGCAGCUGCAGCCCCAUCCACUGGAGCCAGAGGAGGAGGAAGAGGUGGAGCUGGAGCUCAUGCCUGUGGACCUGGGGUCGGAGCAGGAGCUGGAGCAGCAGCGGCAGGAGCUGGAGCGGCAGCAGGAGCUGGAGCGGCAGCAGGAACAGCGGCAGCUGCAGCUCAAACUGCAGGAGCAGCUGCAGCAGCUGGAGCAGCAGCUGGAGCAGCAGCAGCAGCAGCUGGAGCAGCAGCAGGAGGUGCAGCUGGAGCUGACCCCGGUGGAGCUGGGGGCCCAGCAGCAGGAGGUGCAGCUGGAGCUGACACCCGUGCAGCCAGAGCUGCAGCUGGAGCUGGUGCCUGCUGCGGGGGCAAGCGGGGCCUCGGGGCCGGGGGCUCCGGCCGCCGUCAUGGUGGCUCCUCCUGGCUACGUGGUGCUGCAGGAGCUGAUGGUGCUGCCGGCCGUGGCCCCGCCACCGCCGGCGGUGGUGCCCAUCUCGGGCCCCGCGGGCAGCGCAGCCCUGGCACCAGCCAGGCAGCGGCGAAGGCGGCGCGCCCGGGACCGACCGACCAUCUGCGGCGAGUGCGGCAAGGGUUUCAGCCGCAGCACCGACCUGAUCCGGCACCAGGCCACGCACACGGGCGAGCGGCCGCACCGCUGCGGCGAGUGCGGCAGGGGCUUCUCCCAGCACUCGAACCUGGUGACACACCAGCGCAUCCACACGGGCGAGAAGCCCUACGCCUGUUCCUACUGCUCCAAGCGCUUCAGCGAGAGCUCGGCGCUCGUGCAGCACCAGCGCACGCACACAGGCGAGCGGCCCUACGCCUGCGGGGACUGCGGCAAGCGCUUCAGCGUCUCGUCCAACCUGCUGCGCCACCGGCGCACGCACUCUGGCGAGCGGCCCUAUGUCUGCGAGGACUGCGGCGAGCGCUUCCGCCACAAGGUGCAGAUCCGCCGCCACGAGCGACAGCUGCACGGGGCUGGCCGCUCGCGGGGCCUGGGUCUGCUCCGCGGCACGCGCACGGCCACGGGCGGGCCUCCGCGCGCGGAGCAGGCCACCGGGGACAAGGCCCCGUGAGGGGGACGGGGCCGGCUCCUUGGCUUUGGGAGGCACUGCGCCUGGCCCGCUGCGGUGUCGUGACCCCACUCCGCGGUCUUCUCUGACAUCCCGGCGCCUCUCUCGGAAAAGGCCUCCGUCCGCCCUCGGGAUCGCCGGCAGAGCAGGACGGAUCACCACCCUCAGGGACGCUUGCGACAGCAAGGCCGGUGUGGCUGAGACAGCACAGAUGUUGCACAUCAGCACAAAACAGCACACGCUACACUUUCGUCUUGGGCGCCGACGGGGGAGGAGACCGCCAAGAAGCGCCUCUCCUGGGAAACGUGGGCCUGCUAGAAACGAGAGCCACCCGAGAAAACUUCCAGUGACAGAUGGGACAGUUGGGGACAUUGGAUGCGGAUUGAACACUAUCCAGGGAAUCAAAUAUACCUGGUGAUAUGCACAUGAAAAGGAUAUGAUCCUGGUGAAACUUAUUUCAAAGAAAUAUGGGAGGAAAGGCAAUUCGUCUGCACUAUGUCGAGAACUAACUGAUCGGGGCAUUGGAUUGCCCUCACUUGCAUUUGCUCUGAAUAUACUUUCUCGAACAAAACUUCCUCAGGGGGAAUAGAACCCUGAUUUAAAUGUUUGUGUUCAUAAACACAGGGUCAGAGUGUCUGCUGGGACAAUGUGCAAAUGCCAGGAAGUCCUACUCUGGGCAGAAGGUGCAACCUUGCCCCGGGGCCACGGGAGUCCUGACUCGCUGGGGCGCAGGCCGUAGGCUCUGCCGCGCCUGUUCCCGUGUCCAAAGCGGCCCCUCGUGUCUCUCUCGUAGAAGCCUGUGGCUGAAGCAGAGGGCAUUCUGGGAGUGCCGGCCAAAGUCCAAAGGAAUGAUGCUCCCCCCACGGCCUGAAAGAGGCCUGGGGUACCCCCUUUCCCUGUAACCCUCCCGCUCCAGGACGCCCUUGAGACCCAGGGGCAGGAGCCUCCUGGGCCAGGCCCUGCAGGGGGCUGGCCGGAGCGGACGCUGCCUGGUUGCCAGGGUCAGAGGGAGGACGUUGGGGACAAGGGCGGGAGACAUCAGGAAUGCUCUUUGCACUCACACACCCAUCCGGGGGCCGCGGCCUCCCGCAGCAAGGCAGGCGGCAGAGGAGGCUGCCCCCCCCUCUGUCCCGGCCCCCCCACCGCCCGGA